Messenger RNA from Aspergillus homomorphus CBS 101889, 660 nucleotides. RefSeq names its product esterase/lipase family protein. The record is from RefSeq and is a predicted model, not a curated record. Bases 1 to 660 code for a protein of 219 amino acids. The transcript has 4 exons. NCBI's taxonomy places the organism in Eukaryota, Fungi, Ascomycota, Eurotiomycetes, Eurotiales, Aspergillaceae.
AUGUCUUUGUCGAAACUCCCGGUGACCAUUAUCGUCCCAGGUGCCUUCGGCACACCUCAAGGCUUCGAGAAAUUGCUACCGUAUCUGACCAAAGCCGGAUACGCAACAUACCCAGGGUCAUACCCUAGCUGCAAUUCUUCUGAUCCGGCCAAAGCGUCUGCUCCCCAGGAUAUCGCUUUCUUGCGCGACACCGUACUACUCCCUCAUUUGUAUGAACAUGGUAAAGACGUCGUCAUCAUCGCGCACUCAUACGGGGGUGUCGUUGCAGGUGGCGCAACAAAAGGACUUGCGAAGGAGAAUAGAAGAGCCCAAGGCGGCGCGUACCCUCCCUUUAUCAAAGUCGACAAGCCAUCUCAGGGUCUUGCUGCCAUUGGGCCGGCGAUGGAGGUUCUGUAUAAUGACUGCGACAGUGCCCCUGAGCCGGAAUUGGAUAAGUUGUUGCAGCCACACGCACUCCGUGCUUUUGAAACACCCGCCACUGCUCCGGCUUGGGCGGAGAGUGCGUUCGAUGGUAGGAGAGCGUAUGUGCGGACACUGGACGACUGUUUGAAUCCUUCGUCGUUGCAGGAUCUGUGGCUGGAAAAGUCCAAGGUCGAAUGGGAGCCUCAGGCUUUAGCGGAGCAGAUUAUCAAGUUCACUGAUGGGUUUAUUGCAAAGUGA